CUAUAACCUAUGCUUGUAGUAAUUUAGGUGGUGGGGUUGGUUGGAUGAUUUUGGGUAGAAACUAGUACAAAUAUGAUGGUUUAGGUUUUUGGAUUGUUAUUUGAUUUUUACGUUACGUUUAUCGACAUUGUACGAAGAAGUCAACAUGAAGACCUUUUUAGUAUUGGUGGCCAUCGUAUCGACUGUCUUAGCCCAAGAUACAUACGACGCUAACUCGAAUUAUAAUUUCCAAUACGCCGUCGCUGAUCCCAUUACCGGUGACCAGAAAUCUCAAUCGGAAACUCGUAAUGGAGAAACAGUCCAAGGUUAUUACCAAUUAUUGGAACCCGACGGCAGCUACCGAACCGUGAGCUAUGUCUCUGACCCAGUCGGAGGUUUCCGCGCCCAAGUUUCGAAAAAUGGUGCCCCAGGAGCUCCAGCCAAAAUCGCACCCGUCCCGGCCGCAUCCACCGUUGUAAAAACUGUAGUUCCAGCUCCAGAACCAUAUGUCCCCGCAGCAUCGUCUAGUUACGUAUCUUACGCCGCUUACCCCGGAUACUCGGGUUAUCCUUACUCUGGUUAUCCGUACUCGUAUUACAAUGGAUAUUAUCCUUAUUACUCCGGUUACUAUCCAUACGCGUACAAGAAAUAAAAAUAGGCCGAAACCGAAACCGUUUGUGUAACAUUUUGUGUGAUUCUAUGUUUUAAUAUUAAUUUGUAAGAUUCGUUUUAAUAAAUCUUUUUUUUCCAACUU
Molecule: messenger RNA, 733 nt
Organism: Planococcus citri (citrus mealybug)
Lineage: Eukaryota; Metazoa; Arthropoda; Insecta; Hemiptera; Pseudococcidae
Product: cuticle protein 7-like
Exons: 2
Coding region: 146-631 (161 amino acids)
Cellular component (GO): extracellular matrix
Source: RefSeq, a predicted model, not a curated record